Echinococcus granulosus is the source of this 3105-nucleotide messenger RNA. Its product is annotated as Protocadherin alpha-7. Gene Ontology annotation, molecular function: calcium ion binding. The transcript has a single exon. Bases 1 to 3105 code for a protein of 1034 amino acids. Gene Ontology annotation, cellular component: plasma membrane. Lineage: Eukaryota; Metazoa; Platyhelminthes; Cestoda; Cyclophyllidea; Taeniidae. The record is from RefSeq and is a predicted model, not a curated record. Gene Ontology annotation, biological process: homophilic cell-cell adhesion.
AUGACAGAGGAUUCUAAGGUUCCCCUCCUUCUUGGUGAUGUUUUGGCCAAUCUAUUGCCAGAAAUGCCUCUUCAUAAAAGCGUCGCAAGUGUUCUAAUUUUUCCUUCUUCUCAACCAUUUUCCGAAUAUUUCCGGUUGAUACAAAAAAGACGUGCAGGAUCGUAUAAAAGUCAGACAGUGAUAUCGUCCGAACUUCAGUUGAUCAAACCCUUUGACCUCGAAAUUGCGUGCAAAAAGCGUCUUUCAUUACACCAGUGCUCCCAAGCAAAUUACGGCUGCUGUUGUGACCAUCGUAGCCUUUUCUGCUCAAUAAAAUUGCAACUCGCAGUAACUAUCGGGGGUAGUAUUUUUCACACAGCUGCACAACAAACUCCUUUCAAAGCACUUCUAAUUGAAGUAAAAAUUCUUGAUCUAAAUGAUCAGACACCUGUGUUUACACCCGACAUAUUUGCACUGAAACUUAGUGAAGGUGUGAAGUAUGAUGAUAAAUAUCGUUUGCCAGUCGCACGCGAUGGUGAUCUGGGUCAAAAUGCAGAGGUGACAUACUCAAUUGCAUCUAUUCAUGGAAGAGCGCCGAACUCAAAGAAGUGGCAACCGAUUCCCAAAGGCAACGAAGUAUUUUCACUCAACUCAGUUCCUCAGCCUCUAUUUCUUGUAAUCAAUGGUUAUUUAGACAGAGAAGAAAUUGAAUUGUACGAAAUUUUAAUUGAAGCUGAAGAUAUGUCAGCAAGCGUUGAAUUGCGCAAAACGGGAACAUUGACUCUUACUCUGAUAGUCACGGAUGUCAAUGAUGUUAGUCCAACGUUUCAGAGUCCAAAUAUAACUAUUGAUGUAGUGGAGAAUUCAGUCAACGGUACCGUGGUUUGUACAAUCUUGGCUCAGGAUUAUGACAGUGGAGUUAAUGGGCGGAUUCACUAUUCAAUUUCUCAGCAUCAAAGAGGCUACCCCUUCUACAUCGAUUCAGAAACUGGGCUAAUGACCGUAGCUGGUCAGAUUGAUCAUGAACGGGAUGAUGAAUACAGAAUCGUUGUUGAGGCAGCAGAUAAUGGAACUCCGGCUAGAACUUCGACCUUACCUGUAUUUGUACGUGUGCUUGAUAUAAAUGACAACGCUCCAAGUAUUUCCAUAUCCUCAAUAUUGGUUGGAAACAGUAGUUUCUCGUCUUCGUCAGAAGAAGCAGUAGUGCUUCAUGUCCCCGAAUCACUUCCCGUGGGAAGUUGCAUAGCUAAUAUAAGCGUGACCGACCCCGAUUUGGCGGAAAAUACAACAAUUUUUUGUCACGUGUCAGAGGAAACUUUUGAAUUGCACUCCAUUUCCCAGUGGUCAUACUCGCUUCGUCUAGCGAAGUCAUUAGAUUAUGAGACAAAAAGGCACCUUCAGAUAAAAAUAUCAUGUGAAGAUUCGGGCAGACCUUAUUCGCUUAAAUCAGAAGCCUUCGUCAAAGCUAUUGUCCUUAACGAAAAUGACAAUCCCCCAGUUUUCCAGAACCCACUUGUGAUUCCACCCGCUUGGCUUGUAAAUAACACAGAUGUAGCUCAAUUUUCCACCAUUCUGGGUACUAAAACAAACGAGAGCCCAAGUGAAAUGGUUGAUGAUUUCAUUGUAUUUAUACCCAAGUCUUUCCCUUUGGGUGAUGCCUUUUUGCGUUUUCGAGCAACAGAUGAAGAUUUUAAUCAUGAAUCUGAAGAGAAAGUCAACAAGAUGCACUUCGCCCUGAGCAUUUACAAAGAACAACACUUCCAACCUGAGCCUCAUUCUCUUUUCACUAUUCCGCCAAACAAGGCAAGCCUUUUCAGUUUUUCGGAAUCAAAUGGAGAAGUUUUUCUUACCUCCGCUCCAAAUCUCGACGGAACCAUUUCUGUGUAUAAGGGAGAGGUUGUGGCACAAGAUACAACAGCGAAACCACUUACUACAAGGAAGAAUCUCACCUUCAUUGUCGCCGAAAAUAAUCUUAAUGCCCCUAUAAUAAGGAUAUUCAACUUUGCGCUGGCAAAUUCCUUAUCCCCAUACCAGAUAUUUGAUCAAGAGCAAAAUUUAUCCAUUCAGGAGGUCCCGUUUUACAUUCCUCAGCAAAGCCCUUCAAACUCAAUGAUUGGGCAGGUGGUUGGUUCUGAUUCGGACUCAGGACAAUCAGGUCACGUCACCUACAAUUUAACAUUCAAUCGGUUGAGCUGCAUUGAUGUAGCAAUAAAUAAAUCCACAGGGCUUCUGACGUUGGUGACAUUAAACGCUAGUUUAAGUAGUGAGUGUCAACUCAAGGCUUUAUUGAACGUUGCCGAUAAUGGUUUUCCUAGGCGUAACAGUUACCUGCAUAUUACUUUCCAGUUGUUUGACGCUAGCAGAUUGUCACCCAAGAUAUGCGUCAACCAGUCAAUCAUACCUGCAAAUCAAGCUGCAAAUAAUGAGUCGGUAUGGUAUUUCCAAUCAAUUCUUCCGAAAAUCGGUAAGUCUUUGUUCCGAGUUGAUGUCAAUAUUUUGCCUGGAUUGAUCGAACCAUCAUACAAAAUGAAACUGUGUACACCAAACUACGAAAUUUUCCCUCCCGUACCAAUGGGCCUAUCAAUUGAAGAAAAAACAGGAGCAGUCUACGUCACAGAUUCUUUGGUUAAAUUAUCAAGUUACACUGUCUACAUUACAGUUUCCAACCGUUAUUGGCCCUCAUUACCAUCAUCUAUUUAUAAAACAGAAAUCGAGAUCAGUGAAAGUGGAGCCGCAACGGUUCGGAUUGUACCAGUGGAGAACAUUGACUGCAAAUUUCAUGAUGUAACUGAGAUUGAUUUGAGUAGUUCACGAAGAAAUUUCACGGCAUUUUGCAUCAGUACGUUUUCUGGUGCCAGUUUUCUUUGCGUACUAGUCGUCGUUUUAAUGGUUCUGUUGAAGAAAUCCGGAGGGAAACCUCAGAUACCAUCGAUGUGGAAGGUGCUCAAUAAGAAGGCCAAAUCAAGCUUGUAUGACCGAAAACAGUUUAAAAAACGUUUAAGUGAGACGAUUGAAACUGUAAAAGUCGAAGAACAAUGUGACACCUGCCCGCAUAGUAGUGAGUCCAUUCUCCUACCAUAUUUUAACCAUGUGAUAACAUUUGCAUACAUAUUUAUAAACAUUUGA